Wasmannia auropunctata (little fire ant) is the source of this 378-nucleotide messenger RNA. RefSeq names its product adhesive plaque matrix protein-like. The transcript is spliced from 2 exons. The annotation marks the transcript as partial. Lineage: Eukaryota; Metazoa; Arthropoda; Insecta; Hymenoptera; Formicidae. The record is from RefSeq and is a predicted model, not a curated record.
CGCAUUAAUGAAGCAGUGCGGAGGGCCAUCAAUAAAGAAAAAAAGAAAUUGAAGCCGAAAGGGUACACUGCCCGCAGAUCGACAUAUGUGCCAAGAUACCCGAUGGUGCCGGAAUACCCAGUGGCACCAGCACCGGUAUAUCCAACGACACACUAUCCAGCAAUAUAUCCAGCGGCACCGGCAUAUCCGGCAUAUCCGACACCCGCAUUUCCAACGGCACCGGCGUAUCCGGCACCGGUAUAUCCAGGAUAUUCAGCAGCUUCGCCAUAUCCGGCACCGGCAUAUUCGGCGCCAUCAUAUUCAGCACCGGCAUAUCCAGCGGCACCGGGAUAUAUGCCACCAGGAUGUAAUUAUCCACCUGGAUACUGGCGAGGAUAA